AGACCGGCCGGCUACACACAGAGACAGACAAGCACGCUCUACCUGUUCUUCUUCCUCUCUCUUCUCCUUUUUUCACUUCAUUCCUCUCCUAGCUUUGCCUAGCUAGCUAGCUAGCAGCUUCUGGCCGGCCUGUUUAUAUUCUUAGCUCUCUUUUUUCGAAAAGGAGGGAGUACCCCCGGCCUAGAUCGACUGUAUCUGCUUAAUUCAUCUUGUUGCAUUUCGAUAUAUAUUUUGUCUGGCUAGCUCCGUACGUUCUUCCCGGUCAUUUCUCUGUGUGAAGACAAGUAUCAACAAUGGAGGAGGUGAAGGGGAAGGGUGUGAGGAGGAGCAAGGCGAAGAGCAUCGGCAUGACGAUGGAGAGGAAGGAGAUCGAGAGGAAGAGGAGGCAGCACAUGAAGGGCCUCUGCCUCAAGCUCGCAUCCCUCAUCCCAAAACAGCACUACUCCUCCGCGGAUACAAUGACCCAGCUGAGCAGUCUCGACGAAGCGGCCUCGUACAUCAAGAAGCUUAAGGACAGGGUGGACGAGCUGCGGCAGAAGAAGAACUCUGCACAGGCCAUGGCUAGCUCAAGAGAAGUUGGUGGCGCCUCGAAGAUGCGCGACAGGACAAUGUUGUCAGAGUUAGAAGUAGAGGAGGAAGCUGGGGAGGCGCUAUCGGCUUCAGUGCCGGUGGUGGAGGUACGACACCAUGACGAUUCGAGCAUGGACGUGGUGUUGAUAUGUAACGCGAAGAGGCCACUGAAGUUCCACGAGGUGAUCACCGUCCUUGAGGAAGAAGGUGCCGAGAUCAUCAACGCCAAUUACUCUGUUGGUGACGACAAAAUCUUCUAUACAAUACACUCCCGGGCCUUCAGUUCAAGAAUUGGCAUAGAGGUUUCAAGGGUUUAUGAAAGACUGAGAGCAUUGGUACGGUAGGAUGUAAAAUGAAACAUGUUAAUCUAUGUAGGAAUAAAAUAAGCAAUUCAAGGACAGUAAUUAUAUAUAUGUGCGCCGUUCUAGUUAUUGAAUGCGCGCGGGCCGGUCGAUCUGGAAUUACCCAAAGUCUUCACCAUUUAUUCUUCGUGUUAAUUCAUUUUCUCACGACAUUAAUUGUGAUAUACCCUACCCGGAAAAAAAAGUGAUAUACCCAAAAAAAUGUUGAUCACAUCUUCCAUGAA
Messenger RNA from Brachypodium distachyon (stiff brome), 1156 nucleotides. Its product is annotated as transcription factor bHLH162. Gene Ontology annotation, cellular component: RNA polymerase II transcription regulator complex. NCBI's taxonomy places the organism in Eukaryota, Viridiplantae, Streptophyta, Magnoliopsida, Poales, Poaceae. The record is from RefSeq and is a predicted model, not a curated record. Bases 294 to 914 code for a protein of 206 amino acids. Gene Ontology annotation, molecular function: DNA-binding transcription factor activity, RNA polymerase II-specific; RNA polymerase II transcription regulatory region sequence-specific DNA binding; protein dimerization activity. Gene Ontology annotation, biological process: regulation of transcription by RNA polymerase II. The transcript has 3 exons.